This is a messenger RNA of Phymastichus coffea, 3062 nucleotides long. It is a transcript of the gene muskelin, whose product is annotated as muskelin. Gene Ontology annotation, molecular function: protein binding. The transcript has 12 exons. The coding region runs from base 162 to 2432 and encodes 756 amino acids. Gene Ontology annotation, cellular component: cytoplasm. The record is from RefSeq and is a predicted model, not a curated record. NCBI's taxonomy places the organism in Eukaryota, Metazoa, Arthropoda, Insecta, Hymenoptera, Eulophidae.
AAUAAGAAGCUUCUGUCUCUUCCUGGUCGACGGUCUAGUCUUAUUGGCUGUUGCCACAUAAAUAAGCGUUGGCUAGAAAGCUUUCUACUAUUUGUUGCUAUCUCUCUCACUCUCACGGACAAUUUCAUAACCUAGCAUUAGCAUCUAUCUUUUAUACGUCUAUGUAUUCAACAGAUAUAAACAUGGCGUCAAAUGAAGAAAGUGACUUCCAAAAAGUCUUAGAAUAUAGCAUUUUUAAGUGUUCCAGCUAUUCCUCAACAUUUACGCCUGAAAAUAUUAUCACUGACAAACCAAAAGAUGAAAAAUCUUGUUGGUUAACUGCCAAUGACAACCAUCCUCAGUUCGUUAUUCUCAAACUUUUACAACCUUCCAUUGUUCGAAAUAUAACAUUCGGCAAAUCUGAAAAAGUGCCUAUAUGCUCUGUUAGAAAAUUUAAAAUACAUGGAGGCCUUGAACCAGAACACAUGAUGGAGCUUUUAACAGGUGAUUUGAAAUAUAAUUCAAUGCCAGAAACUUUUGAACUUAAGUGUACAGUUGGAAAUCUAGAGAAUUAUUUUCCUGUAAGGUACAUAAAAAUUGUUUUGUUACAAUCAUGGGGGAGAAGUAUGAAUUAUUCACUUUGGUAUGUUCAACUUACUGGGACUGAUAGUUUUAAAAUAGUUAAACCUAGCAUUGAUUGGCUGAACAUGUAUCAACAAAAAGAGAUUGUGAGGCUGUGUAUGAAACACUUUCGGAAGUAUCAACAACAAGAAAUAUUUGAAACACUUCAAAAGUAUACAGGUGUUCAGUUGGAAAAUCCAAUAUUAUCAGAAUUAUAUGAUGUACUUGUUGUUAAAGGAGAUUAUGUUCAGGCUGAAAAGUUUAUUACAGAUGCUGUUGAAAAAGGAAUUUUGAAUGAAUACAUAAAUGCUCAAUCAUACCAAGUAUUAUGGACGAAAAUGUUAUCACCAGACCCAAAACCUGGUAUGAGAGGAGGUCAUCAAAUGGUUUUAGACCCUGCAGCAGAAGUUUUGUAUCUUUUUGGUGGAUGGAAUGGCCAUGAAGAUCUUGCAGAUUUGUGGGCUUAUAACAUAAAUUCUUCAACAUGGUCUUUAAUUUGCAAAGAUACAUCACAGAUUGGUGGUCCCAAUGCACGUUCGUGUCACAAAAUGUGUUUGGAUCCAGAAAAGCGUCAAAUAUUCACCUUGGGGAGAUACCUUGACACUCAGCACAGACUUCCAGAAAAUUUAAAGAAUGAUUUUUAUGUAUAUAAUAUUGAAUCUAAUGAGUGGACACUUAUAUCAGAAGAUACCGCAGCUGUAGGUGGUCCUGAACUUAUCUUUGAUCAUCAAAUGUUGAUGGAUGUUGAUAAGAGAACAAUAUACGUUUUUGGAGGUCGUGUACUUAUACCCACGCAAAGCAAUGAAGACAAUACAUCAAAUUCUAAUGAAUUGGUCUUUUCUGGCCUCUAUUCUUACCAUGUUCCUACGGAUACUUGGAAAAUACUUGCAUGUGAUAUUUUCAGAUCACAUAUUCAAGGUGUACCACUUGUCAGAUCGAGAGUGGGACACUCUAUGCUAUUUCACCCUGGGUCUAGAAAGUUGUACAUAUUUGCAGGACAAAGAGGCAAUGAAUAUUUGAAUGACUUUUUUACAUAUCAAGUGGAUAUUAAUGACUUUGACGGUAUCAACUGGAGUGACUUUGGAAACGACAAUUCCACUCAUAUUCCUGCAGCUGGAUUUACUCAGCGUGCAACGAUAGAUCCAGAACUUGGGGAAAUCUAUGUUUUAUCUGGUUUGAGCAAAGACAAAGACAAGCGAGAUGAAAAUGUGCAGAAUUCCUUCUGGAUUUACAAAAUAGAUACCAACAAAUGGUCAUGUAUUUAUCGUAAUGAAAAUACAGGAGAAAAGUACUGGAGAAAAAUGGAAAAUUACGAACCUUGUCCUCGUUUUGCUCACCAGUUGGUUUACGAUCAUAUUAGAAAAGUGCAUUAUUUGUUUGGAGGUAAUCCAGGACGUGCUUGUCUACCAAAACUAAGACUUGACGAUUUUUGGCAAUUACAACUGUGUAAACCGUCACAUGAUCAAAUUUUAAAGAAAUGUAAAUUAAUAAUAAGAAAACAUAAAUUUGAAGAGCUAGCCAUGAGUAAUAGUAUUGCAGCUUUACAGUACCUACAAACCAAUGUUUCAGAAAUAAUCGAUCAUGAAGAUAAAGAACAAAGAAACGAGUUUCAAAUGUUAGCAUCUCUUCUCUUCCGUGAAUCAACCGACUUUGGAGAUGAAUCAAUGCAAAAUAAUGAAGGUACUAAUAAUUUUCUAAGUAUAAAUUCAGAUGAUCCUGUUGCUCGAAAAAUCCACAGUCGUCGAAUUGAACUGUAUGACAAGUUAUCAGAAUUCUUUCCGGAAUCGUUAACUCAGCCAAGAGCAAAUCUAAUCGAUCUUUUGCCUUUAUAAGGGAUUCAGUAGUUAUUUAUUGACUUGAUUAGAAUGACACUUAAUCUGUUUACAUGCACUUUUUUACUUUGGGUAGGAUAAAGAAAUUUUUAUACUGAAAAAAAUCAAUGUGGACAAUGACCCGAACGUUAAGCAAGAACUAUAAACUUUAUAUGUUAAUUAUUUUUUCAAAAUAUUUCUUCCUCAUAAUUAAUAGUUUUAAAAAAAUAUUGUCUUUUAGAUAAAAUAAUAUAGUUUCGUGCAACAAUAUUGGAAAAGAUGAAUUAAAUAUCAAUUAAAUAUUUUACAUUUUGUCUAGAAAUAUUUCCCAUAGAAAGUUCUCUCUUUUCUUAUUCAAGUGCUUGAAAGUAAUUUGUAACUGAAAGUUGUAUUUUUUAUGAUGAACGAUAAGUAAUACACACAUUUAGUUUUACAUGACAGUCGAUUACUAAUUGUGAUUUCUGUUGUCUUAUUUUUUUCAUUUAUGGUGAUUUAAGAUGUAUUUUAUUAAUCGUACUGAUUUACUUCGUAAUAAUAGCUUUACUAGAUUCAUAUUUAUUAUAGUCAAAAUUUACUGAAGUUUUGUUAUUGAAUAAAUAUUGGAAUUUUUAUCUAGAAAAAAGCUUGAGAAUCUUUUGCUUAUAGAACAUU